AUCAGGUAAGAGUAACAUUUUAUGGAAAUUCAUGUUGAGGAAACAUACAAAACAAACAAGCAUAAAGGUUUUCCACUGGCGCUUUCCAUAUCCUAUUUCUUUUUAUUCUCCCACAUCUCAUAAUAAAAGGCAGGGCCAUUGUUGCUGGCAGUGUAAUGUGACACCUGUUGUUCCUGCAGCUCCAGAAUACCAACCCACAGAUAAAUAUCUCACAAAACUAGUGCAGCCUAGGUCCCACCCACUGCCAGUUUCACCACAACACAGCAGUACAGAGAGCGCAGUCAAACUUACAAACUAAAUCAGACUUAUGCCAAGUCGACUGGAAGAGCACACACCACCAUGCGUACCCCAGCGGUCAUGAUUAUCGGGAUCGUUCUGGCCCCUUGCGGGUUGGUUUUGGAUCUCGUCUCUACUGUGGCCCCGAACUGGAGGGAGGUGAGGAACAUUAAGGGCGGGGCACAAGAUGAGGUGCUCCAACAGGGAAUCUGGGAUAUCUGUCAAGCAUUUGAUACUUCCCGUACUCUCAAAUGUGGCCAAACAGAUGAAGACUACUUUAAACAACAAGUCAUUACCUCAGCCAAGGGUCUGAUGAUUGCCUCGUUAAUCGUAACCAUGGCGGGGAUUGUGGUAGCGUCCCUAGGGAUCAGGUGCUGGGAAGAAACGCCGAACCUGUUGGUGGCUGGAUUAGGAGGUAUCUUGAUCUUCAUUUCAGGUAUCUUGUGUAUUAUUCCAAUCGCUUGGUACACCAGCCUCCUGAACACGAUCAACGCGUCGGGCUCGGAUAUUCGUGUGGGGUACUGCAUCGUCCUGGGAUAUAUCGGUAGCUGUUUCAUGUUCGUCGGUGGUGGGGCCUUGAUUAUUUGUUUGUUCCAGUUGUGCUUUAAAAAAAAGGAGCAACUGACCAACAGCCACUCCAACAAAUAUUACCACAAUAACCCAAGUUCAUCCAAAUCCGUUAUCAAGACAGUUGAUGCGCGUGAUUUUACCAGGCCCCAGCAGCCUACAUCCUUGAGAAGACCGAUUGAGGUCGGCGAUUUUACUGUUCCACCUGUAAAGCCUGCACCCAAAAAAACAGUUAACAUCACCGACUUCAGCACAAACGAACCGUGUGAUGCAGAUUUUUAACCUAACUUUCAUUUUCAUGUGGAAUAUUUUUUUUUUCUAUGAAGGAACAUGUGUUCAGAGAAAUGAUUGGAUGUAACACUUAACUGACAAAGGCCUUCGGGUCAACCAACUAAUGGAAAGGCACACAGUGGAGGUGAAUAUACUGUGUUUGCUUUUUCGUAGAAUUUGUACAACAGGACUUUCUUUUAACUGCACUUUCUUUUCUAACACAAGCGAACGAGCCCUCUGAAACAGUGGAUCCAUAUUGCGAAUUUGUAACCAUUUGUAAAGACACUAUGGUUCUUGGACGAUGAUGACUCUGAGAAGGAUAGAUGAAAAAAAAACAAUUGUAAUUAGUUCACUGUUAGUUUAUGAUUCCAUUGUCAUUUUUUUUUUAUAAACAAAGGCUUAUUUGACUUUUGAAGAGCGUCUACUAUACAAUAUUAAGAUACAAUACAGGCGGGUAUAAUCUGAUAAGGAGAUAAUUUAAUUGUAUUUUGUGUGUAAUAUGACAUUCAAACUGAGCAUUUUAGUACUGCCUGCACUGAAAAAGGUGUCUAUUGAUAGAAGCACAGUGCACACUCACACAGAGGAUUCUCAAAACCCAGCACUACUCCCUCUUUCAUGUUUGGAACUCAUUAUUUUACUUACAUUUGAUUUGUAAUCUUUAAAAGAUCAAUACAUUUGCAAUAGAAAUUAUAAAACAUAUCUUGUUUCAGAACGAUUUGAUUUUCAAAGAGCUAGAACAUGCACAAACUAAAAUAAAUGAUACAUUUUCAAAUUGCAUGUAGUUUAAAGAACAAUGUGUGGUGGGAUUAACACAUAAUAUAAUUAUUUAACCCAAAAAAUCCAAAAGAGAAUCAGGAACGUGGGCAUACACAGGUGAAAGUUCUGUUUUACAGCAACCUGACUUGUCUUCGUUUCAUGCUUUAGCUAUGGUUUUUCAUAUCAGGACUUAUGCUUUUAUAUUUUGAACACUUUUUUAGAGGAAAUUAGCAUUUUGUUGUUAUCUCGUACAUCUUAGAUAAGUUACUUACUUGCAUUAUUCCUAAUUACAAUAUAUCAUACAUUGAAGUAAAACUAAUUUUAAUGCCAUUAUCUUAAUAAAGGCGUUAGAUGGAAGAUUUGUCUGUUGUGGAGUAAGAGGCAUUUAUUGUGAAGGAAUGUUCAUCAUCAUCAUCAUCAUCAUCAUCAUUGUUUUUCUUAUUCCUGUAAGUAAAUGUGUCAGUAUCAUUUUAAAGCUGGGUUCUUUGACUAUAGGGCCGGAUGUCACAGAGACACAUAGAUUCCUGGGAUAAGGAAGUCAUUGAUUAGUCAACAGCACCAGUAUUAGAAACAAUGAUUGGGGAACAGAGCAAUAUAACACAGAAUCACUUGCUGACUGCUCAAGUACCCAUGCUGCUGAAAUAUGAAAAUGCUUCCCUACUUAAUGAUGUAAAGGUUACUGCAAAACAUGAACUGGCUGUAAAAUACAUUUUGCCUACAGUGAAUAUGUAAAAAAUAAAUGUUCUUUAAAUGUU
Acipenser ruthenus (sterlet) is the source of this 2624-nucleotide messenger RNA. RefSeq names its product claudin-23-like. The record is from RefSeq and is a predicted model, not a curated record. Gene Ontology annotation, cellular component: plasma membrane; bicellular tight junction. Bases 340 to 1125 code for a protein of 261 amino acids. The transcript has a single exon. Lineage: Eukaryota; Metazoa; Chordata; Actinopteri; Acipenseriformes; Acipenseridae. Gene Ontology annotation, biological process: bicellular tight junction assembly; cell adhesion. Gene Ontology annotation, molecular function: structural molecule activity.